AUGCCCGAAAAGACGCAAUCUAUAGUCUUAGGACAUGAACGUCGUAGUUCUGAAAACGAUGCAAGUUUUAGGCCCUCCCUUAAACAAAAGUUCCGCGAGCCAAUAGCGAAGCAGAUUAUUACACAGAUUCUUAAUGAAAGAUUGGAAAAGGCUAUCUAUGACAAGGAUCAAGCUCCCCUUUGGGCUCGUGAAAUUGCGGAAGAGAUAAAAUUUAAAUUAUUGGGCUCAUCAGCGACAUCAGUUCCUACAAUUAACGUCAAAUAUGCCCCUCCUCCACUGAAGAAUGCUAAUCAUUCAAAUUCAACUUACAAUAAUGAAUUGCUAGAUAUCACUAAUAGCACUUCCCGUGAGAAAAGUCCUUCAAGGGAAAGAAACUCCAGAGGAAAAAGUCCUGGGAGGAACAGCAAACGUGGCAAGAGUCCUUCUCUUGACCCUCCGAAAAGUCCAAAUUCUAACAGAUCCAGGAGUCCCGGAAGCCGCCCUCGUUCAACAAGUCCACGUAACAAAGUGGAAAAUGAAAAUUCCGGAAACAAACAAUCUCAGGACGCUCGUAUUGGCUCGAAUCUUAAAGUCUCUCCUUGGGUUGCUUCGUCACUUAAGACAGCAAAGAACAACUCAUCCACAAGGGGCUCUAAUCGUUUGAGUCUUCCUCACAACUUUUCCGAAUUUAACAUUAAUGAUAUUAAUGCAAUACGCGAGAGAAACGAGCACUGGGAAAGACUAAAUAAUGUUUCUAGAGAUACCAAAGAUGGAAGCAAAAGUGGAAUGGGAAAUUUCUCUAAAACUAUUUCCCUUCGAAUUGCCCCUCUGCGCCCAAAAUUAUUUGUGGACACAAACAACAACUCACAAGGAAGUAAGCCCAUGCAGAGGAACCCAUCCGGUCAUCUUACCGGAAAAUUCUCCGAUUCACCUCUGGUGGCUGCUAUUGGACUUCCUUUGACCAGAUCCAGAAGUUACAAUUCUGCUAUGGAGGACACUCCUCGCAUACCCGCAACAGAAUUUUCGAAGGAUAUAAAAGUACAUCCUCUUCAGCAUCCAUGGACAAUGUACUAUGACAGUAAACCAGUCAUGACACCAGGACCUAAAACACCAACCGGAAAAAUGUAUGAAGAAAAUUUACAGACCAUUGGCACGUUUGACACGGUUGAAACGUUCUGUCGUUACUUCAAUUGGGUGAAAAAACCCAGUCAGUUGGAGUUGAACACGAAUUUUCACAUAUUCAAAGACAAGAUCAAGCCCAUGUGGGAAGAUCCCGCUAAUGCUAAUGGCGGAAAAUGGGUGAUUUCAUUAAAAAAUCAGCAAUUACUUGACCGAUGUUGGGAAUGGUUGGUGUAUUCGUUAGUCGGUGAAGAAUUAGAUGAGAACGACGAUAUUUGUGGUGCCGUGAUGUCUCGUAGACCUCGCGGAGACCGCAUUGCAGUGUGGGUAAGAGAUAAGAAUAACGUUCCUGUGAUCAAUGGAAUUGGGAGACGUUUAUUGAAAAUUCUUGACUUGCAAAAUGAGAACAGCAUUGGAAUGGACUUUCAGUUCAAUGAAGACGCAUUGAAAUCCGGAACAUCAUACAAUAAUCAAGUAUAUUUAUCCCUCGAAAGUCUAAAACAAGAAUUAGAGAAUGACAAAAAGGAAAAGCUGGAUGGACUGCCUAAAGCGGAAAAUAAUGAGGACAAAGCAGAUGAUAUAUCAGAAACAUCUAAGGCCAAGGUUGAAGCAAAAGCAUCAGAUGAUGUAACCAUGAAUGCGGAUCCUUCAACGAACGCAAAUGAUGGCGAGGAGCAACAACACAAAGGAAAAUGA
Messenger RNA from Acaulospora colombiana, 1794 nucleotides. Lineage: Eukaryota; Fungi; Glomeromycota; Glomeromycetes; Diversisporales; Acaulosporaceae. The record is from the annotation of a GenBank genome assembly.